This is a messenger RNA of Saccostrea echinata, 2191 nucleotides long. RefSeq lists its product as uncharacterized. The transcript is spliced from 2 exons. Gene Ontology annotation, molecular function: nucleic acid binding. The record is from RefSeq and is a predicted model, not a curated record. Gene Ontology annotation, biological process: DNA integration. The coding region runs from base 728 to 1513 and encodes 261 amino acids. NCBI's taxonomy places the organism in Eukaryota, Metazoa, Mollusca, Bivalvia, Ostreida, Ostreidae.
ACAGAUUCUCAAAAUUUUCUACAUGGAAAAUUCUUGUGCGUACGGUUGCAUUUCUGCAACAUGUAACAAGAUCAUUUGCUGGAGUGAGUGGAUGUAGUGGUUGGCAUUACUGCACCAAAUCACAAACUGUUGAGGCAUUUCAAGAAGCAGAGAGAUUCAUUGUCAGGACUGUUCAACAAGAAGUUUUUACAGAAGAAAUUGAUUGUCUCAAGCAAAACAAAGCGUUACCUGAUUCAAGCUCUUUGCUGUCCUUGGAUGUUUUCCUUGACCCAGAUGACAUUCUCAGAGUUGGAGGACGCCUUAACAGAAGUAACAUGCCACGAUCCGAGAUAAACCCUAUUGUGGUCCCAGGAAAGCAUCACAUAGCUACUCUUCUUGUCAGGCAUUUCCAUGACAUGGCCCAGCAUCAAGGUAGACAUAUUACUUCAGGAACCAUAAGAAGUGCUGGAUUUUGGAUUACUGGUAGCAAACGCUUGGUAUCAACAAUAAUCUACAAUUGCGUAAAAUGCAGAAAACUGCGUGGAAAGUUUGCAUGUCAGAAGAUGGCAGAUUUGCCUCUAGACCGUCUAGAACCAGGUCCACCGUUUACGUACGUCGGAAUAGAUACUUUUGGCCCCUGGGAAGUUGUUACCAGGAAAACUAGAGGUGGCGCUGCUAACUCUAAGCGAUGGGCUAUUCUUUUCACAUGUCUGGUUAGUGAGGUGUGCAUAUUGAGGUUGUUGAAGAAAUGUCAUCAUCAUCAUUCAUCAAUGCCUUCAAACGCUUUGUUGCCAUAAGAGGAAAAGUGAAACAGAUACGCUCGGACAGAGGAACAAACUUUGUUGGGGCCACAGAUAACCUUCAGAUCAAUGCAGUGAAUGUUGAAGAUGGGCCCUUGAAGGAAUACCUAUAUAACAGUGGAGUUGUGUGGCUCUUCAAUCCACCACACUCCUCUAAUUUUGGUGGCGUAUGGGAACGCCUUAUCGGCGUGACGAGGCGUGUCCUUGAUUCCAUGCUUUUAAACAUACCUCCAGGGAGUUUGACACAUGAAGUUCUGACUACCUUUCUUGCGGAGGCAUCGGCCAUAGUAAAUAGCCGUCCAUUGGUACCUGUGUCCACAGAUCCUGAUGACCCUCUUCCUUUGAGUCCUUCAUUGAUCCUCACUCAUAAACCAGUCAGUACUGUUGAUCGUGCACCUACUGAUAGAAAGGAUCUCCUUCGUUCACAAUGGAGAAGAGUGCAGCAAUUAGCAGACACCUUCUGGAAGAGAUGGAGAUCCCAGUACCUUCAAACGUUGCAAAACUACAGGAAGUGGAAGCAUGAAAAACGCAACUUGGCAGUUGGAGAUGUAGUCUUGCUGAAGGAUAAUUCUGUGACACGUAACUCGUGGCCUAUGGGUAGAGUCAUCAGGGUAUUUCCUAGUGUUGAUGGAAGGGUACGAAAAGCAGAAGUUCGUGUUUUGUAUCGUGACGGACAUUUUGCAUUAUUUGUGCGACCUGCAACUGAACUAGUUCUUUUGAUUCAAGAUGUGUGAAUUGUAUUACUAUGUACACCAAAGCCUUUGUUCGAACUGACGUAUAAUCUUUGAAUAUCAGACGCAUGUCACUUACCAUAUUUUCCUAGUCACUGUAAGUGUAUUUUUAUAGUCAUUUUAUGAUUUUUAGUGAUGUUUUUAUAACAUCAGACGGGGAGUGUACCGACUAGUGUUAAUAUUUUUAUAUAGAGUAAUUGUUCUUUGUAAAAUUGUCAAGAUUCAGUUAGAGUUAUCUUCCUUGUAUGUAUGCGCUGCAGCCAUUGUGUUGUGUUUACGGUUUUCUCGAGGCAAUUGUGGCCUACUACAGUGUAAGUAAUAAUUUGUUUGUCUUAUGCAUCAAUGUUUAGGUGAGACAUGACGAAUAUAAUAUUUUCUUGUUAAUGCUCUGAAUCAUUUAUGCAUAUUUUUUGGAGAAUAGGAUGUAGCAUCACUGCCAUGCAUGUUAGCACGUGGUUGCUGAACCAAACUUUACCAACUUUUAAUCAUGAGUGCAUUUAUAUGAAACUUUGUUUAAAAUAUUUUGACAACUUCAGUAAGGAAUUUAUUGACUGUUAAUGAUAUAAUUUGAGUAAGAAAUCUUUCAAAGUUUUAUUGUAACCAACCCCUGUUUGAUAUGAAAAAGUAUGGAACACAGUUAAUGUCAAAAGUAAAUUGAAUGUAUUCUGUAUUUGAUGUACU